Callorhinus ursinus (northern fur seal) is the source of this 3062-nucleotide messenger RNA. RefSeq names its product surfeit 4 (gene SURF4). Gene Ontology annotation, cellular component: endoplasmic reticulum-Golgi intermediate compartment; membrane; endoplasmic reticulum. Gene Ontology annotation, biological process: Golgi organization. Lineage: Eukaryota; Metazoa; Chordata; Mammalia; Carnivora; Otariidae. The record is from RefSeq and is a predicted model, not a curated record.
GCUGACGGGGAGUGAGGCCGGCCGCCGGGCACUUCCUGUGGAGGCCGCAGCGGGCGCGGGCGCCGAAGGGCCGAGCGCCGAGCGAGCGAGCGAGCUGAGCGAGCCGAGCCUCCCGCCGCCGCCAUGGGCCAGAACGACCUGAUGGGCACGGCCGAGGACUUCGCCGACCAGUUCCUCCGAGUCACGAAGCAGUACCUGCCCCACGUGGCGCGCCUCUGCCUGAUCAGCACGUUCCUGGAGGACGGCGUCCGCAUGUGGUUCCAGUGGGGCGAGCAGCGCGACUACAUCGACACCACGUGGGGUUGCGGCUACGCACUGGCCUCCGCCUUCGUGCUCCUCAACCUGCUCGGGCAGCUGACUGGCUGCAUCCUGGUGUUGAGCAGGAACUUCGUGCAGUAUGCCUGCUUUGGGCUCUUUGGGAUCAUAGCACUACAGACGAUUGCUUACAGCAUCCUAUGGGACUUGAAGUUUUUGAUGAGGAAUCUGGCCCUGGGAGGAGGCUUGUUGCUGCUCCUUGCGGAGUCCCGUUCCGAAGGGAAGAGCAUGUUCGCAGGCGUUCCCACCAUGCGCGAGAGCUCUCCCAAACAGUACAUGCAGCUCGGAGGCAGGGUUUUGCUGGUCUUGAUGUUCAUGACCCUCCUUCACUUUGACGCCAGCUUCUUCUCGAUUCUCCAGAACAUCGUGGGCACAGCUCUGAUGAUUUUAGUGGCCAUUGGUUUUAAAACCAAGCUGGCUGCUUUGACUCUUGUCGUCUGGCUGUUUGCCAUCAACGUGUAUUUCAACGCCUUCUGGACCAUUCCUGUCUAUAAGCCCAUGCACGACUUCCUGAAGUACGACUUCUUCCAGACCAUGUCGGUGAUCGGAGGCUUGCUCCUGGUGGUGGCCUUGGGUCCCGGGGGUGUCUCCAUGGAUGAGAAGAAGAAAGAGUGGUAACAGACCCCUUCCCUGCCUGGCUGAGACCCGUGGCCAUCGAGGACUGGUUCGGGGCGGAUUUGACAAAACUGCCAGCAUUUAUGUACCCUCUUCCCUCCCCUCCUGGUAAAGGCACAGAUGUUUUGAGAGUUUAUUUGCAGACACCUGAAAAUUGAUGGCUAAAUUUGCUCUAGACCCACAACCUAGUAAUCUGACCCUCGGAGCUGGCCGGCUGGCCGGCAGUAUCUACCCCCCCGCCCCCCCCCAAGGCAAGGCCUCAGCUUCUCACAGCGAGUGGCUGGCUUGGCUGGGGCCUCACUUCCUGUUUUGUUUCUGGUUCGCGGGUGGGGGCCUCAAGCUGUACUGUGAGCAGAUACAUUUGUGUAUCCUUCAAAGCAGUCUCCCUCUUAUUUUUUCAGUUUACGUUUUUAACUAAAAUGAAAGGAUUCAGGAUGGCCCAGCCCAACAUCAAACACACUGUCCAAGUCCUGGUUUUAAACCACACCCACGGCUCCGAGUUAGCCCUGCCCCGCACUGUAAUACUGGCGGGGCUGGUGACGGCAUUUAGAGAGACCCAAACCCAAAGAAUGAUGCUGCACUGGAGGGGUGGCCGCGGCCACUGUCCAUGGUGGAAGUCACUCAUCAGAAAACCGCCUCAGACUGGGGCCAAGGUUUGAGAGGGCAAACCCCCCGGGAGCUUUAGUGGCUCAAGGUGGGGACGGAGGCGCUCCCAAGUCCUCUGCAGGGAUCCACGCUCCGACCCUGGCCUGGCCACACAUCUGCAGGUUGGCUCUCAUGUGAGGGGCGUGGGCCGAGUGGCAGCUGCGUGGGGCAGGGCAGCAACAAAGCCGGCUCUCAGACCAGUUACCUCACCCCCGACCUUUACAGAGCCUCUGCUGAAGCCCUGGGCACAGCUCCGACCUGGCUGAGCGCCGCGCCCGGUUCUCCUUUGGCUGGAGGGAUCCUUCCCAGGCUGUGCAGCCGCGACUUACCAUCCUCACAAGGCUGUCGCUUGCUCCGAUUGUCUAUUUGCUAUGCUGAAUGCAGCCCAAAUUACUUUUUACAAUUUGUGAUGCCUUACCGAUUGGAUCUUAAUCCUGUAUUUAAAGGUUUCUAACAUUGCCUUAUACUGCGUUUCUCUUCUUGGGGGUAUGAGCGCCCAUUGCUCUUCUCCGCUUGCUGGGCCGUAGCGGACACCGUAAGGGGAGAGUGGGGCAUCUUGGUGCCUCCCCCCGGGCCUCCCCCAGACCCUCUUGGGGGCAGGCUGACCAAACUCGAAUGAGGACUGCCUGAAGCUCGUCUUUUCUCCUGGCUCAUCAGUUAGGUGUGCAGGCCUGAGGGUCACCCCUGGGGAUGCUGGGGGCCAGUCCCGAGCCAGGAUCCACAUCUACCAGCCAGACCAGAGCCAGUGUGAGGUGGGGAACCUGCCCCGCUUUUGCCCCCCAGUGCUCUUAGAACCUUACCUGGCUCUGCAGCCUGGACCCACCAGACCUGAGGGCAGCAUCCCGUGCCUGUGCCCCAGCCCCUGUGGAGGCUCAUCCUACAUGUUCCUAAACCCUCGCCCACGGCCCAUUUGUAUACCCCUCUGGCCUUUCGAAGAUGAAACAAUGGCUUACUGACAGAGGGCUUUUCUACUUCCUAGCACUAGGAUGCUCACCACACAAAGGGUGGUUUCUGACUCCAUGUUUCCGCCUUCGUAGGGCCAUCUCUUGGUCCACCCCCUUCCCUGUCAGCACAGCAUGGCAGUCCUCUCAAAGGACACUCGGCCAAGUCUGUUCCUCUGUACAGUUUUUGACAGGGUACGGGUCCUUCUCGGCCCUGUGCUCACAAGGCCUUUGUUGGUUUGUAGAAACAGGUUGACCCCAGGAGGCUGAGGGGUGUGGUCAGAGGUCACCCUCCGUGCCAGAAGUUAUUCCGGCCUCCCCCAGCCCUGAGCAGGCCACUGCUCACGGAUGGGGUAGAUGCCUUUGCAGGGAGGAAAGAAAAAUACUAUCUAUCAAUUGGCUUUGGCAAAACAAUUUCUGAAAAAUUUUUUGCUUUAUGUGGGAAGUAGGUUUAAAUCUCAUUUUAUGCUGUAUUUUAUAUCUUAGUUGUGUUUGAAAACGUUUUGAUUUUUGGAAACAUCAAAAUAAAUAAUGGCAUUUGUUGUA